Messenger RNA from Aspergillus niger, 1608 nucleotides. RefSeq lists its product as uncharacterized. The transcript is spliced from 11 exons. Gene Ontology annotation, molecular function: ATP binding; fructose-2,6-bisphosphate 2-phosphatase activity; 6-phosphofructo-2-kinase activity. The coding region runs from base 1 to 1608 and encodes 535 amino acids. Gene Ontology annotation, cellular component: cytosol. The record is from RefSeq and is a predicted model, not a curated record. Lineage: Eukaryota; Fungi; Ascomycota; Eurotiomycetes; Eurotiales; Aspergillaceae. Gene Ontology annotation, biological process: fructose 2,6-bisphosphate metabolic process; fructose metabolic process.
AUGGAUACCCUACUAACCGCGGACAUCGUUGCCAACUCCCCGCGAUUCCGGCGCAAGUCGUCCACUUUCGUCGAUGCAAUUCACGAUCUGCCUGAAAAGGCCGAUUUGGCUCCUGCGCAGCUCUACAGCACCGAAUCCGGCCGACUCUUCCACUCCGGCCGCAUUGUCAUCAUCACGGUAGGAUUGCCGGCAAGAGGCAAGACACACAUGUCAGUCGCUCUGGCACGUUACCUUCGCUGGUUGGGUGUCAAGACAAGAAUAUUCCACCUGGGCGAUUAUCGACGUGCUACCAUCCCUUACGGCCAAGAUAUUCCUGACGACUACUUCUUUGUCAACGCAUCGGCUUCAUCUGUGCUCUUAAGGCAAAAGAUCGUUAAGCGAUGUCGCGAAGAUAUAUACCACUUUUUGAAUCACGAGAACGGGCAGAUAGCGAUAUACGAUGCGGUCAAUCCCAUCGCUUCCGGUCGACGGUCACUCGCCAAGGAAUUUUCCAAGCACGAUAUAGAGACUCUGUUCAUUGAAUCGUGGUGUGACGAUGAACGCAUAAUCGAGGAGAAUGUUCGAAGGGUCAAGAUAUCCUCACCCGACUACGUAGGGUGGUCUUCGGAAGAUGCGGUCAAACAUUAUUUGACCAGGAUAGCUGCCCGUAUCCCCCAAUUCCAGACCAUGGAAGAGACGGACCUCAAUUACAUCAAGAUGAUCAACGCAGGUGAACGUUUGAUUGUAAACAACAAAAGCUUUGGUUAUCUCUCUAAUCGGAUUGUGUUCUACCUCUUGAAUCUCCAUAUCAAAUCAAGACACACAUAUUUCGCCAGAGCUGGUGUUUCACUGGAAGCAGGCUCAUACAAAGCAGAUGCCUCACUGUCUGAGCAAGGGGAAGAAUACGCCAAAAAGAUGACAGAAUGCUUGCUGCAGCACAGGGAGGCUGAAAGACAGGCUAUGGCCGACCAAGGGGAAAAAGACUAUGAACUGAAGCCGCUGACAGUCUGGACAUCUACACGACGGAGGACAGUUGAAACCGCCAAGUAUCUUCAUGAGAAAGGAUACAAAGUACGGCAACGAUCACAAAUGAGCCAGUUAAACCCCGGCGUAUGCGAGAUGAUGUCGGAACGGAAGAUCCGUCAGGAGUAUCCGGACGAGGUGGCGAAGCAUGAUCUUGACCCCUAUCACCAUCGUUACCCUCGAGCAGAGUCCUACCAUGACCUUGCGGUGCGGCUGGAGCCGAUUAUUCUGGAGCUUGAGCGCGAGCAGAAUGAUCUCUUGAUCAUUGCGCACGAGAGUGUACUAAGAGUUCUUUAUGGAUACCUGAUGGCAUGCAAUGCAGCCGACAUUCCAUUCCUGGAAUUCCCGCGGGACGAAAUAAUUGAAAUAAUACCCGAAAGCUAUCAGAACGAGGCGCGUCGAAUCCACAUCCCUGGUCUACCCAAAGAGAUCAUCCCUGGCUCACCCGAAGACAUCAAGAUUCCCGUCCCACCGAGUGGGAUGAUGACCCCGCUGGCUGGGGGACUUGGAAGCCCAAAGGAAGGCCUCGCAACGCCGCAGAGUGGCCUUCGAACUCCUCGGGAGCCCGAGAGGAUCUCACAGCAGCAUGUGGAAGAUGUUGUCUAG